Molecule: messenger RNA, 4297 nt
Organism: Zalophus californianus (California sea lion)
Lineage: Eukaryota; Metazoa; Chordata; Mammalia; Carnivora; Otariidae
Gene: MRAS
Product: muscle RAS oncogene homolog
Exons: 8
Coding region: 173-859 (228 amino acids)
Biological process (GO): signal transduction
Cellular component (GO): plasma membrane
Molecular function (GO): GTPase activity; GDP binding; GTP binding
Source: RefSeq, a predicted model, not a curated record
GCGGGGACGGGCGGGAGCGGCCAGAGGGCCGGCGGGCCGGGAGCCGCCAGUCCGGCUGCAGUGGGGCUGGCCGGGCGCGGCGCUGCCUCCUCGGCAGCGCGAGCAUGAAGGAGGCGGCCUGAGGGCCGGAGCCGACCCGGGGCUGGAGCGCGGGGUCUGACCUACCGUAAACAUGGCAACCAGUGCCGUCCCCAGUGACAACCUCCCCACGUACAAGCUGGUGGUGGUGGGAGAUGGGGGUGUGGGCAAGAGUGCCCUCACCAUCCAGUUUUUCCAGAAGAUUUUUGUGCCUGACUAUGACCCCACCAUUGAAGACUCCUACCUGAAACACACAGAGAUUGACAAUCAAUGGGCCAUCCUGGACGUUCUGGACACAGCCGGGCAGGAGGAGUUCAGCGCCAUGCGGGAGCAGUAUAUGCGCACGGGGGAUGGCUUCCUCAUCGUCUACUCGGUCACGGACAAGGCCAGCUUCGAGCAUGUGGACCGCUUCCACCAGCUCAUCCUGCGCGUCAAGGACAGAGAGUCCUUUCCGAUGAUCCUUGUGGCCAACAAGGUCGAUCUGAUGCAUUUGAGGAAAAUCACCAGGGAGCAAGGAAAAGAAAUGGCGACCAAACACAAUAAUCAUCGGACCAGCGGCAGUUCACCGAGCCCUGUUCUAUGGGGAGCGAUCACUCCUUACCACCACAUGCUGAGCAAAUGCCACUACCUCAUUUACCAUUUGACCAAGCGACUCUGCGAGCUACUAUCGACAACAUGCUAUUUUAGAGCUCAUAAGAUUCCGUACAUAGAAACCAGUGCCAAGGACCCACCUCUCAACGUCGACAAAGCCUUCCAUGACCUGGUUAGGGUAAUUAGGUGAGCAUUGCACGCUCCCCCAGAAGCAAGCCCUCUGCAGCAAGGCAACAGAUUCCAGAAAAGAGCCAGAAGAAGAAGAAGAAAACCAAAUGGCGGGGCGACCGGGCUACCGGCACCCACAAACUGCAGUGCGUGAUAUUGUGACGGGCCUGAGGCCCUGGCCAUGGUGACCGUGAACUGGCCGGCCCUCGGGGCCCUCCACUGCCUAACCGCGCUGAAAACCAUUUCUAACCACGACCCUCAGCCCGAGGACCUGGCUCAGGAAGGGAGGAAGGGAGGGUGGGCAGGGAGGAGCAAGGCUCCGGCUUUGCCAGAAGGGCACAGGCUUUCCCACGUCUCAAGAGAGACAGGGAAGCAAUGCUAAACAGAAGCAGCAUCUAAGCCCCUCACGUUGACUCAACCCAGUUCCUCCCCAUCUCUCGGUGGCUGUUGUUUCUUUGAAGUACACAGUAUUAGUGUGAUGUGGAAGUGUGUGUCCACGGACAGAGUACUGAACAAGCCAUGAUCCACUCCCCAUCCCCCUGCCCCCAGCCCAGAGUGUCUGAGCCUGGGGGGGGGGGGGGGGGGGCGGGGCUUUUGUAGAUUUUUAAAUUAUUUUAGUGAUUAUUAUUUUAUUAAGGGGGUCUGUGCCCACGGACUGGGGGAGCUUCAGGGCUUCAGCAGACCUCUCUGAGAACACGUCUGGAAUACUGUUGUUGUUGUUCGUAACUGAGUUUUCCCAGAGUGCCAAAACUCAGGUCAACAUGCAAGUGGAGGGACCAAGAGCGCGGACGUGAAUGAGGACGGUGGCCGGAGGCCGCGGGAGGAACAGCCCACUCCCAGCCUCCAGACUGGACAGAAGAGAGAUGCGCUCACCCAGAAGGUUUUACUGUGCCCGAGGGUGCAGGUGUUAGGAAACGGAGUUUUAUUUUGCUGAGCAGAGAGGCUGGGGCGAGCAUGUCCAUUUUCGGAAGGGUUUUUAUGAUCCUGGACAUGCAUAAGUUAGGUCAGCUGACUGGCUUUGCAAAAGCGUCCAUUCACUUGGCCGACGGUGCAGAUUGAGUUCUGUGCUCUGAGGGCUUUCCCGGAUCUGUUUCUUCCUGCUUUUCCACCGUCUGUGCUGCCUCGCGCCUCUUGGACACAAACGCGGACGUGGGCAUGUGUGUCUCAGCUCGGCCCAGUAAGCUAACGUGGACGCCAUCCAGAAAGCUCUAGUUCAUGCUGAAUCUUAACCAAAAACCAUCCAGUACUGUUGUUACUAAGACAGCACCAAGACCUGAAGCCAUUUGUCCCUUUGAGUCCACUGACUACCACUCCUUAAAGCCCAGUAAAUAAGCAGACCCCGCUAAGCAUUUGCAAACCUAGGAUUCGCUUGCCUUUCUGGCACACACUUUUCUUAGCCUCUUGGAUCUUAACCAUAACAUAUAAUUAAAGGAGAAAGAAAGGUUGGGGUGAUGACCUGGCCCCCAUACACCUGUUUCUAUAAGGGGACACUCCCCCAACUUCCUGAAGAUGUCACUUCCUUCUCAGGUACUGCUGGUGGGAUCCAGAGACUGGCUUUUCCCAGCCAGGGAGGGUGGACCACAGGGAGGGCAGCAGCAACCACAGUGCCCACCCCUCCAACAGAAGGUCAGAAGAUGAGCUCGUGACCUCAUUUUCCAUUGACAAAUCAGAUCACUAGGCAAACUAGCGCAUCCCUAGCAGGUGGCCUGGCUACUCUUUAGAGACAGAAACCCCGAGAAAGUGAGCACCCCACAGGACCUGGAGACACCUGGCAUCUUCUCUGGUUUUGAAAGCGUGCUGGGUUCCUAACUCAGCAAGAUCACCAGCACCAGGGGGCCCAGCCGAAGAGCAAGUCUGUGUCGAAUGAAAUCAUUGGGACUUCAGUUAAUUGGAAAAUCAAACUUCUUUAUUUGUCUCAAUGGCCUUUUUUCCCCUGACCCUGAAAGGAAAGAUAACAAAGAUCAGGCACUUCAGAGUGUCCCAAGGUCCUAUAAUGUUAAUGGGCAUUUUAAACACUAACAGGACACGGCUCUUUCGGACCCUUCUGCUCCUCUGAGCGGAGUCUGCUGCAGCCCCAUGUGCAAAGGAGAGGAGGAGGUGGCAGCAAGACAGGCGGGAAGAAGUACAGAGGGAGAGGCUUCACGGCGAAGGAAUGGUGGGGUGGCAAGGGAAGCUGAGCACCCAGGGCAGCAGCCACUGCUGGAAAGCUGCUACUGGGCAUGGACUAGCACCAGCACGCCCUUGCCCCCCUGCCCUCUGCAGAGCCUGCAACUCCGUGGCAGCCCCAAGUGGGCAGUCCUGUUGGAGGCAGAUCAGCUGACCUAGAAUGAAGCCCUUAGCCAUGAAGGUAACCAGACACACGGGUUCCAUCUGCUUCUGGCCCCUCCCCCAACACGGGCGGUGCUUCUGCCCACCCCGGCCGCAUCUUCCAGGGCACAUGUCCUGCAGUCAGCCCGCAGCUCAGCUCCACAGUGCUCGAGGGACAAACUUGUUAAGGAAAGGCUGGCUGCUGCUGAGUCAGGGGUCAGGCUUCAUCUUCCAUGACCUUGUGUUCCCCAGAGGUGAGACAGAUGGGUAACACUUUUCAAAGACAGUUCUUCAUGUUUUAGGGAACUGUGGGCCCUUGUAGCCGUGGGGGCUUCCCAAUAGGCCAGAAUGGAGUGGACCCUGGGGCAUCCCAGUACAGUAGCUUCUCCAUGGUCACGUGGCACGGUCAGUUGGAACACCAGUUGGCCAUACUACUCCAUGACUGAGGAGUCCAAUGGGACUUGUGUCUUUGGUGACAUUUUGGUGUUUCCACUGGUUUUCCAGACCACCUGAAUAGUGCUACCUUCACAUCCGUGGAACACAGCCUUCCUGAAAUCCCCUCACCCCAUGCCUUUGCCACUGUGUGCUCUCAAAUUUUCUCCUAAAAUUUUGACGACACCCCCCAAUUAGAGGGCGACUUUUCUACCCAACAGGUAAUCUUAGCCAUCUUCCCCACCCCUCCAGCUGGGAGCUCUGGCCGCUGACUUCUCCUAUACUUGGCCACACAGGCGGUCACUUGGAUGGUUUCUCUUAGGACUUUGACCCCACCUUGUGUUGUUUGCUGUGGAGACUGCCUGGUGGCCUAGUGUGGCCAAUCUCACUUUCCCAGGAGACGUGACCCACUAACACAUGGCAGCUCUGACCCAAAGGCCCCGGAGACGUGUGACGGUAAAUCUGGAACCACAGACAGAUUCCCUCCAUUAAGCAGCCCAUUGGGUUAGAAAUUCCAUGUUGGGUUUACAUAGAACAAAAGCUACUUGAAUUGUUGAGCGCCCCUGAGCGCACAGCUUCCGCUACCCAGUAUUAACAGAUAGCCAUUAUUGUGAAACGGGAGUGAUGCCUGAGGGUCUCGAUGAUGCUUGAGCCUUUUAUGUAACUUUUUAUUAAGUCUUUGUGUAUCUCAGCUCAUUAAUAAAGAAAAGAAGAACACUUG